AGCAGCGAUAGCCAAACACAGCUGGUGGUCAGCGGUCUGGCCAGCCCCCCUUUGAUGGGCAGUAACUUCUUCCAAUUGUGGCAGAGUGUCAAAAUGAUUGGCGUAUCAGAUAGCCAAUGAUCUUUAAAGAAGAUUGAUAUGCAGCUUAAGGGGGAGGACACUUGUUUUCACUCUUUUAUUCGCAUGCGCAAAAGGUUUUUGUCACUCGUGCGCUUUUGCGUAAACUUUCAUAGCGACGACAGCGUCUGUGUUCAUACAGCAUUUUGAGAGAACUUGCGACCAAAGGAGCUUUGUAAGUACAAAAUGGCAAAGAGGAAAACUUACUUCUCACUGGAAGAAGUCCUCGAACAAUGCACUCGGCGUGACAGUGAUCAGUCGGAGGAAGAUAUUUCCGAAGAAGACAGUGAUGUUUCCUUUGUUGACUCGGUAGCAGAGGAUAUUUUUUUGGAUGGAGGAGACGCUACUCUCGACAUACAAUCAUCAGAAUCAGAUGAACUAUGGGAGCCAGCCAGUAAAAAGACAAGUACAGAGGAACACGAUGACAGCAUUUCGUCAGAAGAGGAGCCACAUCCUUCCACUUUCCAAAGAGUUUCUGGAAGCAGAAGGCCAAGAGGUAGGGGGAGAGGAAGAGGAAGAGGGAGAACUGGCAGCAGUCAAGCUGAGAUGCCAGCCAGUACAUCUGAAGAGGGAUGGAAUGAUACAGAUGCUCCAGACAUAAUACCACCACAGCCCACCUUCAGGCCCAUCAAAUCACCAGGACCUCAGAUCAUACCUACAGCUUCAUACACACUUUUACAGCUUUUUCAACUUUAUUUCACAAACUCCAUGUUGCUGACAAUAAUUAAAAACACAAAUGACUUUGGAUCAACAUGCCACAAGCCCUCUAACCCAUGGAUUGACUUGACUUUACAGGACAUGUAUGCUUUUAUGGCCAUGGUGAUUUAUAUGGGUCUGGUCAAACUCCCUGCAAUCACUGAUUACUGGCGAGGUAGUAAACUGUACAGCCUUCCAUUCCCUAAAAAAAUAAUGUCUGGUAAGAAGUUUCAAAGGAUCUGCCGCUCCCUUCACCUAAGCAGUUUGGAGGACAAUGCUGCUAAUGAGCAGAGAAGAGGUACGGCAGAUUUUGACCGUCUCUGCAAAAUAAAACCAUUAUACACGGAGAUGAGGGAGGUCUGUAAAAAAAACUAUAACCCUGGCCAAGAAAUUUCCAUUGACGAGCGAAUGGUUGCCUCCAAAGCACGUAUUGGAAUAAAGCAAUACAUGAAAAAUAAGCCUGUUCGCUGGGGAUACAAACUUUUUGUUUUGGCAGAUUCGAGCAACGGAUAUACAUGGGACUUUUUCGUGUAUGAAGGGAAGCUGCAGGGAAACAGUGGCAAGGGACUAAGUUAUGAAUCCGUGAUGGAGCUUAUCGAUACACGGUUGCUUGGCACAGGAUACAAACUUUUUGUAGAUAAUUUUUAUAGUAGUCCCUCCCUUUUCUGUGACCUCCUUCAGAAGAGGAUCUGGGCAUGUGGAACAAUACGAACAAAUAGAAUUGGAUUUCCAAAAACCAAAAAAAAUUGCCUGGACUCUAAAUCUCCCCGUGGCAGCAUAAGAUGGAUCCGAAAGGACUCCCUUCUCUUCGUUCAGUGGCGAGACACAAGGGAUGUGUUCCUGUGCUCAACCCUCCACACAGCCCAUGCUGGGGACACUGUUCAAAGGAGAGUUAGAGAUGCAGAUGGACACUGGGUGCUGAAAGACAUCUCUGUUCCACCAGCAGUGAAGGAGUAUAAUCGGUGCAUGGGUGGGGUGGACCACUCCGAUGCCUUGAUAAACUACUAUAAAGUCAUCCACAAGACUCAGAGGUGGUAUAAGACAUUUUUUUAUCAUUUUCUGGACAUUGCUGUUGUGAAUGCCUUCCUGCUUCACAAGAGCAUCACAAAGGGUAAAGGAGAGGUACCCAUGCACCAAAAGGCUUUUCGGGAGACACUUAUUGAGGAGCUGGCAGCGGCAGCUGGCAGCCUUGCUCCAUCGCCCGCACCAUCACCCUCUCCAAACAGAGCACAUCACAAGCCUGUGCAUAUCAGUGGACACAGCACCACAGGUCGUCUGAGGUGCAGACACUGCCAGACAAAGACACCAGUAAAGUGCUCCUCCUGUGAUGUGCCUUUGUGCUUUUUGCCAAGUCGAGAUUGUUAUAAAGACUGGCAUGAUGCCAAUGAUCUCUAAAAAAUAUAAUUGUAAAAAUACAUUUGUGUGAAAAACUAUAUAUAUAUUUAUACACCCACAGAUGCAUAUACAUAAUGU
This is a messenger RNA of Maylandia zebra (zebra mbuna), 2286 nucleotides long. Lineage: Eukaryota; Metazoa; Chordata; Actinopteri; Cichliformes; Cichlidae. The record is from RefSeq and is a predicted model, not a curated record.